UCCUAAAGAAUGCGCAGGUGACAAGUGUCCACAACUCACGGGGAAAAUGAGCCAACCGGGAUCAACUCGACUUAAGAUGAAAAGCCAAUCGUGAGGAGUGUCUGGUGUGCAAAGAAAAGAGUAAGCUUUGAGGAACGCAGUAAUUUUCCCAAAAGUGCAAAAGAAGUAGGAGCUGAACCGGAGGAUGAGAUGUACAUAGAGCAACAGCUGCCUCUGCAAUCUUCAGACUCGAUCAAGAUGGGGGAUUAUAACUGGACAUUCACUGGCAAUGAUAGCGGUACAUCCUCUGCCUACAUUGACCAUGUUGGAAUUCACAACAGUUCACAAAACAACAACCAGUCACAUUUUGAAUCUGGAAUGUCUGACACUGUCACCACUUUGGCCACUGCUGUUGUCUUCAUUAUUGUAUUUAUCGUUGGUCUCCUUGGAAACUCGCUGGUUAUUUACGUGGUGGUCCGCUACGCCAAGAUGAAAACUGUGACCAACUUGUACAUUCUCAACUUGGCGUUGGCUGAUGAACUCUAUAUUCUUGGUAUUCCCUUCCUGACCACUCAAAAUGUGCUAUACUACUGGCCUUAUGGGGAGUUCCUGUGUAAAAUAUACAUGACAGCUGAUAUCAUGAGCCAGUUUACUUCUACUUUUUGCCUUACGGUGAUGAGUAUCGAUCGGUACCUAGCUGUGGUUCACCCUAUGAGGAGUGUCAGGUGGCGAAAGCCAAAGGUGGCAAAGAUACUCAACGCAAUGAUGUGGGUAGUUUCCUUUCUCAUUGCGUUGCCGGUAACAAUCUGUUCCAACGUGCAAGAGAAUUUUAACACUUGUAACAUAACAUGGCCUGAGCCCAAGAACUUGUGGUCCAAUGUUUUCAUCCUCGUCACGUCCAUCUUGGGUUUCUUUGGUCCAGUCGUGGUGAUUUGCCUGUGCUACCUCCUGCUUGUCAUCAGGGUCAGGUCAGCAGGUGCAAAAGCCGGUCUGACAAAGCGCCGAAAGUCCGAGCGUAAGGUGACCCGCAUGGUGGUGAUCAUUGUUCUGGUUUUUGUCCUUUGCUGGCUGCCGUUUUUUAUCACCAACAUCGUCAACCUGGUUUAUACGAUCCCUGAAAGCAGCACUACUGUUGCCAUCUACUUCAUCCUGGUCAUAUUAACCUACGUCAACUCCUGCUCCAACCCCAUCCUCUACGGCUUCCUGUCCGAUAACUUCAAGCAGAGUUUCCAGAAUGUUCUCUGCUUGAACAAAUCUGCUGAGGGCGUCACGGUGGAUCAGCAGGCCCUCACGCCAAACCUAGAUCGAACAGUUCCCACCCAAGUCCCAGGUUCACCGAGAGCAAAGAAUGGUACAACGGGCAACUAGAGUGUCCAAAUGGAGAGGAUUUCCCAAACCAACAAUGAGCAGUUGAAGUCCUCCAUGUUGUAAACUUUAAAAUUGCUUGGACAAUUUCAAGUUUUUUUAAUAGGACUAUGUGACUAAAGAAACUGAGAACACAUGGAACCAAUUUGUACAUUCCUGAUAUUGUACUGUACGAUUGUUAUGUGUCUGGUUGUAUUUACUUGUUAUUAAAACUAGAUGUAAAUAUAGAAAUGUUAUAAAUUCUUAAAUGUGCACUAUGUAGCUUUUCCUUGUAUCAUGUUUUGUUACUUUUAGCAGGCUCGCCCUUCCAUAGAUCUGACUGUAUUUUGGCCAAGUGGUAUUCCCAGCUUUUCUCCAUGGAGGUAGAUUCAGAUACAGAGGAACAUUCUAGGCAAAGAUAUAACAUCUCCAUGGAAACAAGUAGGUGGCAAACCCUCCACCAGACAUGUUACAUAGUGCACCUUUAAAUCGCUCAAUUCUGCUGUGUUGGAUAUUUUAUGCGCCAUUUUGUUUCACUGUACUUCGCCAUUUUAUUGUCGUCUUGUGGUUAUUUGCAAAUCUUUUACAGUUGUAUAUAUAGCACAGUUUCAUAGUUCAUCAGUUCAAGUAAAUCAAAGUCAUAUUCGCUAAA
Messenger RNA from Boleophthalmus pectinirostris (great blue-spotted mudskipper), 1975 nucleotides. Its product is annotated as somatostatin receptor type 5-like. The transcript has 4 exons. Bases 190 to 1347 code for a protein of 385 amino acids. Gene Ontology annotation, cellular component: neuron projection; membrane. Gene Ontology annotation, biological process: cellular response to glucocorticoid stimulus; neuropeptide signaling pathway; regulation of insulin secretion. NCBI's taxonomy places the organism in Eukaryota, Metazoa, Chordata, Actinopteri, Gobiiformes, Gobiidae. The record is from RefSeq and is a predicted model, not a curated record. Gene Ontology annotation, molecular function: neuropeptide binding; somatostatin receptor activity.